This is a messenger RNA of Paramormyrops kingsleyae, 1687 nucleotides long. It is a transcript of the gene erg28, whose product is annotated as ergosterol biosynthesis 28 homolog. The record is from RefSeq and is a predicted model, not a curated record. Gene Ontology annotation, molecular function: protein-macromolecule adaptor activity. NCBI's taxonomy places the organism in Eukaryota, Metazoa, Chordata, Actinopteri, Osteoglossiformes, Mormyridae. Gene Ontology annotation, cellular component: endoplasmic reticulum; membrane.
UAACAAAGCGCGUGAGAUGUGCCUGUCUACGGCAGUGCGUGGGAACAGCAGAAGGUAGCAGGAUACCUGCACUGAGCCGUGGCGUCCAGCUCUGUGUCUAAGUGCCUGAGAGAGGCAGCUUGCUCCCGAUUAACCUUGUUUCUGCGUUACGGUGUCGGCCAGCUGUGAUCUGUGGCCCAUGUGUUUGGCUCACACCCUGCAGUUCCAGGUUGAGCUUCUGGGAGGAUGAGCCGGUUUCUGAACGUUCUGCGCAGUUGGCUGGUGAUGGUGUCUGUUAUUGCCAUGGGUAAUACCAUGCAGAGUUUUCGGGAUCACAGCUUCCUCUCUGAGAAGCUCUACACUGGGACCCCAGAGUUUGUGAACGGACUUCAAGCACGGACCUUCGGCAUCUGGACCCUGCUGUCGUCGAUCAUCCGCUGCGCUUGUGCCUUCGACAUCCAGAACAGAACGCUGUAUCACAUCACGCUGUGGACCUUUCUAUUGGCCCUCGGCCACUUCCUGUCGGAGGCCUUCAUUUACAAGACUGCCCCCCUGACGAUCGGUAUCAUGGCGCCUCUCAUUGUCGCAAGUUUCUCCAUCGUGGGCAUGCUGAUUGGCUUCCAGUGUAUCGCCGAGCCCCAGGAAGUGGUCGGGGCGCGACAGAAGAAGCGGAACUGAGCCCGUGGAGUCGCGGGGGGGGUCACGCGGCCCCCGGCCCGGCGAGCAGGGGCUGCCAGGACUCGUUCCAGGAGGCACCUGUGUCAAACUGCUCCAGCCCUACCCCAACUCGCCCUGCGGAGCCCCCCCAUCACGCUACGGGUUCCUGUUUUAUAUGGUCACAAUUGCACUCUACAGAACGCUGUUUUUUUAAAUAUUCUAAUGGAGAUGCAUUAAUGUUUUACACUUAAGUUGGAUGGAUGGUUUAGCUCCCGAAUAGUGAACACACUUGCUCAAUUACAUGCCUUGUACAUGGGAAGUUGGUGUCCACCCCCCCACCCCCCCUUCUGGACUAAUUGCAGAUUUCUAUAGGUUUUAAUGAAGCCCAACUCUUAAGUGUCAGUGUCCAUUUUGGACAUUGGAUUCUGGUCCCAGUACUUGACCCUCUUCGUGCUUCUCAAACUGAGGCAGCCCAGUCAGCCACCAGACCAUAGGAGAAACCGCUGCAUAAGGUGAUCAGUCAUUGGUCAAUUAAUCAGCUGAUUCAUUACCCUUUUCCCUUUCAACAUCAUUUGAUUCAUUAAUUUAAUUGGUCCAGUUGUUACCAAAUCUCUGUCCUUGAAUACAGAUUUGUUCUUCCCCAACAUUAAAAUUAUUCAAUUGAUUGGGAUCGAAUGACCAAGUCAGGUGGAAUAUAUUUGAUAGCUGGGACAGCAGAGGGAGUGUGAGGGGAGUUGAUGGUCAAUCCAAACUGGAGCGGUUACACCGUGACCAUGUGUGUCACAUGACCAGUCAUGCCGGGGUCACCCACGGCACAGACAAGACAUCAAACCAGUUCUGUAAUAAAUGACAGAAGCCGGCGUCAAAAGAGCGUUCCUCAUCAGGCUUUAUGAAAUGUACCGGAGAAAAGUAAACAUGGAAAAUCUUUUUAAGAAUGACAGGAAAGCAGCUUUGUGACUUUAAGUCUUUACUUUGAGGGGAGAAACAUGGUGGAUGACUUCUUUUACUUUCCUGUACAGCUAAGAAUUAUAAUAAAAUUACACCAAACUGA